Pocillopora verrucosa is the source of this 2499-nucleotide messenger RNA. Its product is annotated as tRNA (guanine-N(7)-)-methyltransferase-like. Gene Ontology annotation, cellular component: tRNA methyltransferase complex. NCBI's taxonomy places the organism in Eukaryota, Metazoa, Cnidaria, Anthozoa, Scleractinia, Pocilloporidae. Gene Ontology annotation, biological process: RNA (guanine-N7)-methylation; tRNA methylation. The record is from RefSeq and is a predicted model, not a curated record. Gene Ontology annotation, molecular function: tRNA (guanine(46)-N7)-methyltransferase activity.
GCAAUGGAUUGUGGGAGACUGCCUGUUGAUGAUCCAAGAUGGCGGCACUUCCGCAGAAGAAAUAUUACCGGCAAAGAGCCCACGCAAAUCCUAUGGCCGAUCACACUCUUGAAUAUCCUGUAUCUCCAGAUGCAAUGGAUUGGAGAACUCUGUUUCCUGCUUUCUUUCCUGAAAAAGAUGACAAUGGAGAACACACAGUUUGCAAAACCUCAAGAGUUGAAUUUGCAGACAUAGGGUGUGGAUAUGGCGGACUUUUAGUGGAUUUAUCUCCCAUGUUUCCAGAUACACUAAUGGUUGGCAUGGAAAUAAGACUGAAGGUCAGUGACUAUGUUAGUGACAGAGUGAUGGCUUUAAGAAAAGCUAACCCAGGACAGUACCAGAACAUUCAUGUGAUAAGGACUAAUGCCAUGAAGUACUUGCCCAACUAUUUUCACAAGGGUCAGCUCAAAAAGAUGUUUUUCCUGUUUCCUGAUCCUCAUUUCAAGCAAAAGAAACAUAAGUGGAGAAUAAUAAGCCCUACAUUACUAGCUGAGUAUGCAUAUGUUUUAGCGGAAGGGGGUCUUGUUUACACAAUAACUGAUGUCCCUGACCUGUGUGACUGGAUAAAGAAGCAUUUCAUGGAACACCCGUUAUUUGGGGCAGUCAGUGGCGAUGAGCUGGCGCAGGAUCCCGUCGUAGAAAAACUGUACCAAAGCACAGAGGAGGGACAAAAAGUUACUAGAAACAAAGGAAUCAAAUUAGUGGCUGUAUUCCGACGAAUUCGAGAUCCGUACCUGACGUAACUAAGGCAGUAUUUCCUCACCUAAAUUAACCUUAGGUGCUAAGUCCUACGCGGUCGUGUGUCUUGUUGGAUCCCAAGCCUACCCGGAUGGAAUUGAAAUGAGGAGAAAUAGUUUUUGUCUCAGAUUGAUUACAAAGUAGGAACAGUGUCAGGGCUGCUGUCGGGUUAGAGAGAGUAAUGAGACUUGUUGAACCCGAGAACUUAGGAUUAAUGGCCUCCGUCUGACUCUAUCUUCAGUUCACCACGCUACUUCCUAUCAUAAUUGUUCUUAACUUUUUAUCCCGAUUGUUUGAAGCUGUCUAUGGAUAAAUCUCCAUCCGGGUGAUUGCCCUGUACGUUUUAAGAACACAUCCACUGGAUAGCGAUUUAUCCGUUGGAUAGCAUUAUUCGACCCUUAAACAAAUGGGCAAUUGCGUGAGGACAGAGUGAGAAAGAUGGUAACUUCCUUUUCAAAACUUUUAAUAUCCUUUUUGUCUAAAAUGAUUUUGUCGUUGUUGUUGCUGUUUUUGAAAAUCAUUCCUUGUGUCUCUUUUUUUCCCGAGCUAGAGCUCUUUCGUGGGUCUCUUAGUUGCUUCCAUCCACAGACUAGAAAUGAUUCCUGUGAAUGACGUUGUUUCUGAGACAAGUAUCGUCACCAGAAAAGAAUCCUUACGUGAAAGUUUUCCUUCGGAAAUUUUUCCUUUAGUCAUGUGCAGAAGUGUCGGUUAAAAUGCUCUCCUAAGUCCUGUUAGCUAUAGAAUAGGUGAGCCCAUCUAUUGCGCCCUAUUUCGGUUUAGAUGAAAACUUCGAAUUUUUUAACAGAGUGGUCAUAUGAUAAAAUGCUUUUUGACUAAGCUUGGGCGGGCCGACAUGGAAAAUAUUUGGUUCUCGUUUAAGACGCGCGGACCGAGUGCAUCAUGACCACGAGCCAAAAACUUCUCCGUCCGGCCCGACCAACACAGUCAAUAAGUAGUACAUAUUAUUUAGACCCACUGUGUAUCACCCGAUUCCAGUUUAAGGCUACGUGCGAGUUCUCGUUUUCUGCCUGAGUUUCAGAUGAUGCAGUUUUCAGUUGAGUGUCCGAAAUCUAUAAUCGCAUUGGUCUUGCUUUAUAAACACUCGCGUCACCAUCUCGACCAAUCAGAACUCUGUCACUUGAAUUUUCCCGCACUUGAAGAUAUUUACAAGUAUUCACGUAUGUUCAGAUUGAUUCCUCGUUAAACUCACCUUUGCUCUGAUUAGCUUUGGUUUCGCGAAACUUAAUCUUAAAGCGCGCAGUCUUAAAUAACAUAACCUUACAUUUUCUACACUGGCUGGCAAAAAAACCUAAAAAAAAAUGCGUAUUUUUAAGUCCUUCGCGUUUCCAUCUCUGAUUUUCAUCAUUGUGUUAUGAACCUCCACUGUGCCCUGAAGUUGGACGGAAAGAGUGCACAAACUCGGGGUAGUCGAUAUACCCAUCGUCAUUGCGGUCCUGGUCUUCUAAGAUUGUGUCGACGAAAGUUGCCAUUUCGUCCUCCGCAAUUUUGCUUGACUCGUGAUCAUCUUAAAUAAAGCAAGAAAAAAAAAUUACUAACUAAUGCGUCCAUUCAAUCGAAGCUUCAACAUUCCCCCUCGGGCAACCCCCGGCAAUUUGAGCUUUUGAAGAUUGCAUUCAAAUUACGCACUCCGGGAAUAAAAUUGUGUUCAAAUACCCCAGCCAAUCUUUUUGUGCAAGGCAAAUCAGCGACCGAGACUUUCUA